Messenger RNA from Etheostoma cragini (Arkansas darter), 1924 nucleotides. Its product is annotated as diamine acetyltransferase 2. The transcript is spliced from 6 exons. The coding region runs from base 158 to 667 and encodes 169 amino acids. Lineage: Eukaryota; Metazoa; Chordata; Actinopteri; Perciformes; Percidae. Gene Ontology annotation, molecular function: N-acetyltransferase activity. The record is from RefSeq and is a predicted model, not a curated record.
CAGCCCCCAGUGCGCUUUCAGCUCAGUUAUCUUCCUGUUUUGGUAGGACGUGAAGAAGAGGACAGCUGCAGACCUCCACAGUCCUUUUUCACGUUACAUCCGUCCAAAUCCACAAUCGUAGAACCGCCACGUACACAUCGCGAGCAUAUCGCACAACAUGGACUUCUCUAUCCGUGCAUCCAACGUGGAGGACUGCAAGGACAUCGCGCGGAUGAUCGUGGAGUUGGCUGAAUAUGAAAAAGUUGCAGAUCAUGUCAAAGUUACACAAAGAGACUUGGAGCAGGACGGAUUCUCCAAGAACCCGUUCUUCCAUGGGAUUGUUGCUGAGGUGCCAGAACAGCACAAAACCAAAGAAGGCCAUACAAAGAUAGGAUAUGCACUUUACUUUUAUUCCUACAGCUCAUGGUCGGGCAGAGCCAUUUAUAUGGAGGACUUGUACGUGAUGCCUGAGUUUAGAGGGGCGGGCAUUGGUAAAGCACUUAUGAGCAAGGUAGCUCAGCUGGGCAUGGCUGCCGGCUGCAGCCAGCUUAACUUCACUGUCCUGAACUGGAACAAACCAUCUAUGGACUUUUACCUCAGCCAGGGCAGCUUCGACGUCACAGCUGAUAUGGGCUACCAUUGUAUGCGCUGCGAAGGAGAGGCGUUGGAGCGCCUGGCCCAACCAUAAGCCAACACUGGACUCAUGACAGCAUGACCUUGUCAACCAUACGGACACAGAGUGUAGAGAGCACCACUCAUUGGCCCCGUUCCAAAACAAAACAUGACAAUGACAAUCGCCAAUUUCACUAAGGGCACAUUAUUUAAAUGAUUGACUGUUUGUUAAGCCCUGUCCCCCCUUUGUUACUGUUACCACGCCUAUCAAGUUUUUCAAGUUAGCACAGCACAUAUGCAGUUUACAAUAAUAACAUGGGGGAUUUACAUUACAUCUUUUUUUACAAUUCCACAAUAGGUCAUCUAUUUCUCAUUUGUAGCAUUGGACUGUCAAUUUUGUCGGCUGAAAUGACUGGCAGAUCUUAUAAGAUGCAGUAAGCUAGCAUUAGCUAAUUAGCCACAUUUUGAUUCUUCCCAGCUGACUCUCUUUAAACAGUCGUGUAAAAUAUGAGUACAAAUGAUGGCUACAUACAUAUUUUAACGCUAAAAGACUGAUGCUUAAGCUACAUGUCCAGGCAAAAAGUCAGUUGACGAGAUUUGCUGGAGUGAAAAUCUAAUUCAUUAAUGAGCAGGAUAGAAAUGCUAACGUUAGCCUAAACUCUGACGUAACAACAUUUUGGCUCCCAAACAGUCAACUUUGUUACUUCCCAUCUAUAGUAAGUUAGUUUGCCAGGUAUGCUAACGUUUGCAGCUUACAUUGGGGUUUUUGGUUUUGGUACGACAUAAAAAAAAAAAAAAAGAUUCUUCAAAUUCUGUAUACGAGGUAUCUUUUUACCACAGCCUCACACACACUAGUUCAAAAUGAAGCCUACUUGCUGUGCCUUGUUCCUGUUUGAAGAAGGGUUUAGCAAACAGUCAAUUGGGUUAUUAUCAAGUCAAGGAUGCAGUUUUAAGUAUUGGAAUGGGGCCUAUUUGCAAUAUAUUUAAAAGCGGCACUGAAAUCUGUGUUUUGUGUUUUUCCCUUGUGAUGUAUGACCCAGAGCAUUUUUGAUUUUGGUGUUAAAUGGAUCAGAUUACCCAACCUCUCUUGUGAAAAAUGUAAAAUAUAUGGACAUGAAAAAGGUAUGUGAGGAUUGUGCAUAUGUUUUUUUUUUAGAGAAAGUCCCAAUACAUCAUCUAGAAAUGAAAUAUUUUCUUUUUGCACAAAAAUCCAGAAAAACCUAACGCAUUGCAAAGCCAAGAUGUAUGUUUCAUUGUACUGUUUAACUGUUGAAAGGAGUGAGUUUAUGUAUGGUAAGUUAUCCCUUUAAAUAAUCAUAAACUAUGAUACCAG